GAUUAUAAGUCUCUAUAUAAGCACAUGCACACAAGGUAGGUGUCUCCGUUCUUGGUUUUCUUCUUCAAUGAAGAUUAACGUAGCUGAUCUUCCACAGGGGAAGACCAUCCCCCAUAAUAUCCUAAGAUUUCUCCUUCUAGUCCUCACCCUAACCUUCAUUUGUUUCACUCUCAUCCCUCUCUGUGUAUAUCAGACUCCUGCUUCCUCCUCCUCCUCUUACCCUUCUCACAGUCACAGGAAAGUUGCAUAUGAAUCAAAACCGCUUAGGUUAAUUAGGAAGAAGUGUGAUAUAUCCAGUGGAGAAUGGAUCCCUCAAACCCAGGGACCUUAUUACACCAAUAUGACUUGCAAACAUAUACAUGACCAACAAAACUGCAUGCUCCAUGGGAGACCCGAUACCGGCUACUUGUACUGGAGAUGGAAGCCCGGCGACUGCGAGCUACCUCGCUUCGACGCCCGGCAGUUCUUGGACAUUGUCAGAGGGAAGUCCAUGGCCUUUGUUGGGGACUCUGUGGCAAGAAACCAAAUGCAAUCCUUGCUCUGCAUGCUUUCUACCACUGUGGGUGAGCCUGUGGAUGUUUCUGAAAAUUCGUGGGAUGGAAAAUUCAAACGCUGGCUCUUCACUGAUUACAACUUCACCAUUGCUACCUUCUGGUCUCCACAACUAGUAAAAGCCAAGGACACCUGGCCAAAAGAGACAACUGGUCUCAUGCACCUGUAUGUAGAUGAACCAGAUGAGGCCUGGAUAACCAAGAUUGACAAAUUUGACUAUGUGAUCAUCUCAGCUGGGCAGUGGUUCUGGCGGCCACUUCUGUUCUAUGAACAUGGCAAGGUUGUAGGGUGCCAUAUCUGCUUUGACAAGAAAAUGAAAGACCUUACCAUGUACUAUGGCUACAGAAGGGCGUUUAGGACUGCUUUCAAAGCCAUUAGUAAGCGGAAGGAAUUCAAAGGAGUAGUAUUUCUUAGGACAUUUUCUACUGGUCACUUCGAAGAUGGGACAUGGAAAACUGGAGGAACCUGUCCCAGGACAAAACCUUUCAAAAGCAGUGAAAAGAGGCUAAAAGAGUUUGAUUUGGAGUUCUAUUUGACCCAGAUGGAGGAAUAUAGGGCUGCAGAAAGGAAAGCAAGGAAGCGAGGCUUGAAGCUUAGAUUGUUAGAUACCACUCAGGCUACAUUGCUGAGACCAGAUGGGCACCCUGGUCCUUAUGGGCAUUUUCCACAAGAAAACAGAAUAGUUCAUGACUGUGUCCACUGGUGCUUACCAGGACCUAUUGAUACAUGGAAUGAGUUCUUGCUACAGAUGUUGAAGACAGAUGGUGAGAGAUCCUUUGAAGAAAGAUUGUAAAGAUGUGAUGAUAGAUGAGCAUCAGUUAAAUUCUUCAAAUAUUGUUUGGUUCAAUAUAAUUAAUCUCACCAUUUCCUCGUCCAUCAAAUCUUGAAGACAUUAAAAUGGACACUCCCCACAAAUAUUCAUGUCAGAUGCCUGUAAAUUUGACACUUGUUUGCACUAAGCUAAAGUCUUUGGGCAGUGAAGAUGUAGCACAAUCAAUGGGAUUUGGUACCCCUUCUUCCUUGCAGAGAAUUGGGACUCUGUCUUUAAAAGCUUA
Molecule: messenger RNA, 1607 nt
Organism: Nelumbo nucifera (sacred lotus)
Lineage: Eukaryota; Viridiplantae; Streptophyta; Magnoliopsida; Proteales; Nelumbonaceae
Product: protein trichome birefringence-like 19
Cellular component (GO): Golgi apparatus
Molecular function (GO): O-acetyltransferase activity
Source: RefSeq, a predicted model, not a curated record